CCAUGCGGGCCGGGGGCUGCGCCGCGCUCUGGCUGCUGCUGCUCGCGCAGCAGGCACCUGCGAGCGCCCUGGGACCCGCCGCGGCAGCGCCUGGGAGCCGGAGCGGACCUGACCCUCGCCCUCCCGCGGAGGGGCCGGGCUGGGUGGACCACGGCGAAUACGACCUCGUGUCCGCCUACGAGGUUGACCGCCACGGGGGCUACGUGUCCCACCAGGUCGCGCACCACCAGCGGAGGAGAAGGGCGCUGGCGGCGCCCGGAGCCGAGUCUCUCCACCUCCGGCUGCGGGGAACCGGGCGCGACUUCCACCUGGACCUGAGGGCGUCCAGCAGCCUGGUGGCCCCCGGCUUUCUCGUGCAGACGCUGGGGAAGGGCGGCACCACGACGGUGCAGGCGUUUCGGCCGGAGGACUUCUGCUUCUAUCAGGGCUCCCUGCGGUCGCACAGAAACUCCUCGGUGGCGCUCUCCACCUGCAGAGGCCUGUCAGGCAUGAUAAGAACACCGGAAGCAGAUUACUUCUUGAAGCCACUUCCUUCACACCUUGCAGGGGAACUCAGCAGCUCUGGCCGGGCCGGCCCGCACCCCCACAUCCUGUACAAGAGAUCCGCGGAACCCCGGUCUCCCAGGGGGAACGAGGUCGUGGUGACCGAGAGGAGGUGGGAGCUGGGAGGUCGCUACGGCUUCCCCCACGGAGAGCAGCACCCUCACGGCGGCUUCACCCUCAGACACAGGCGAAAGCAGCAUUUCUGCGGAAGACGCAAGAAAUACAUGCCCCAGCCUCCCAGCGAAGACAUUUUCAUCUUGCCUGAUGAGUAUAAGUCUUCCUUACGGCAUAAGCGCUCUCUUCUGAAAUCCCACAAAAACAAAGAACUGAAUGUGGAGACGUUGGUGGUAGUUGACAAAAAGAUGAUGCAAAACCAUGGCCAUGAAAACAUCACCACUUAUGUCCUCACGAUACUCAAUAUGGUGUCUGCUCUGUUCAAAGAUGGAACAAUCGGAGGAAACAUCAACAUUGCCAUUGUCGGGCUGAUUCUUCUAGAAGAAGAGCAGCCGGGGCUCGUGAUCAGUCACCACGCAGACCACACCCUAAGUAGCUUCUGCCAGUGGCAGUCGGGACUGAUGGGCAAGGACGGAACUCGCCACGACCACGCCAUCUUGCUCACCGGUCUGGAUAUAUGCUCCUGGAAGGAUGAGCCCUGUGAUACCCUGGGAUUUGCGCCCAUAAGUGGAAUGUGCAGUAAAUACCGCAGCUGCACCAUCAAUGAGGACACAGGCCUCGGGCUGGCCUUCACCAUCGCCCACGAGUCUGGACAUAACUUUGGCAUGGUCCAUGAUGGAGAAGGAAACAUGUGCAAGAAGUCUGAGGGCAACAUAAUGUCUCCCACCCUGGCUGGACGCAAUGGGGUCUUCUCCUGGUCACCCUGCAGUCGCCAGUACCUGCACAAAUUCUUAAGCACUGCUCAAGCUAUAUGCCUUGCUGAUCAGCCAAAGCCCAUGAAGGAAUACAAGUAUCCUGAGAAGUUACCGGGAGAGUUAUAUGAUGCUAAUAUGCAGUGCAAGUGGCAAUUUGGAGAAAAAGCCAAGCUCUGCAUGCUGGACUUUAAAAAGGACAUCUGUAAAGCAUUGUGGUGCCAUCGAAUUGGAAGGAAAUGUGAGACUAAAUUUAUGCCAGCAGCAGAAGGCACUGCUUGUGGGCAUGACAUGUGGUGCCGCGGAGGGCAGUGUGUGAAAUAUGGGGACGAAGGCCCCAGGCCCACGCACGGCCAUUGGUCAGCCUGGUCUCCCUGGUCACCUUGCUCCAGGACCUGUGGAGGAGGAGUCUCUCACAGAGAUCGUCUCUGCACAAAUCCCAAACCGUCCCACGGAGGAAAGUUUUGUGAGGGUUCUACUCGCACUUUGAAGCUUUGCAACGGUCAGGAAUGUCCUGAGAAUAGUCUUGACUUUCGAUCCCUCCAGUGUGCAGAGUACAACAGUAAGCGGUUUAGAGGGCAGCACUACAAGUGGAAGCCUUACACACAGGUAGAAGAUCAGGACUUAUGCAAACUCUACUGUAUCGCAGAAGGAUUUGAUUUCUUCUUUUCUUUGUCAAAUAAAGUCAAAGAUGGGACUCCAUGCUCGGAGGAUAGCCGUAAUGUUUGUAUAGAUGGGAUAUGUGAGAGGGUUGGAUGUGACAACAUCCUUGGAUCAGAUGCUGUCGAGGACUCCUGUGGUGUCUGCAAAGGAAAUAAUUCAGACUGUACAGUUCACAGGGGGCUCUACACCAAGCAGCACCGUACAAACCAGUAUUAUCAAGUGGUCACCAUUCCUCCCGGAGCUCGAAGUAUUCGCAUCUAUGAAAUGAACGUAUCUGCCUCCUACAUUUCUGUGCGCAAUUCCCUCAAAAGAUACUACCUGAACGGGCACUGGACAGUGGACUGGCCGGGCAGGCUCAAGUUUUCUGGCACUGCCUUUGAUUACAAGCGAUCCUACAAUCGGCCGGAGAGUUUGACAUCCGCGGGGCCCACCAACGAGACGCUGAUUGUGGAGCUUCUGUCUCAGGGAAGGAACCCAGGCAUUGCCUGGCAGUUCUCGGUGCCUCGGUCGGGGGCUGAGAAGAGGCCGAGUCCCCAGCCCAGCUACUCAUGGGCCAUCGUCCGGUCCGAGUGCUCUGUGUCCUGCGGAGGGGGACAGAUGACCACAAGGGAGGGCUGCUUCAGAGACCUGAGGUUUCAAGUGAACACAUCAUUCUGCAAUCCCAAGACGCGGCCUGUUCCAGGGGUGGUGACCUGCCAGCUCUCCGCCUGCCCUCCCAGCUGGUCCGUGGGGAGCUGGAGCACCUGCAGCAGGACGUGCGGCGGGGGAGCGCAGAGCCGGCAGGUCCAGUGUGUGCAGCGGGCCCACUUCCGAUCCGAGGUGGUCUCGGGCAGCCUGUGCCCACAGCCCAUGCCCACCAGUCACCAGGCCUGUGGUGCUCCGAGCUGUCCGCCUGCCUGGAGCGCCGGGCCCUGGGCAGAGUGCUCACGAACCUGCGGGAAAGGAUGGAGGAAGCGGUCGGUGGCCUGCAAGGACACCCACCCCUCUGCAGGGGCCCAGGUGCUCCCCGAUGCCCUCUGCACCUCGGAGCCGAAGCCCGAGACGCAGGACGCCUGUGUGCUCCGGCGCUGCUACAAGGCCAGGAAGCUGCUGUGGCUUGUGUCUGCCUGGUCCGAGUGCUCUGUUACAUGUGAAAGAGGAAUACAGAAGAGAAUCUUAAGAUGUGUGGAGAAGUAUGUUUCUGGGAAGUACAGAGAGCUGGCCCCCAAGAAGUGCUUGCAUUUGCCAAGGCCCGGCCUGGAGCUGGGCCGCACCUGCAUCCUGGCCGCGUGUCCCAGGCCCCCGCUGCGUGCCACGGGGUACCCGUCGCGCAGCCGCUGGUUUGCCUCGCCCUGGUCCCAGUGCUCGGCCAGCUGCGGGGGUGGCGUGCAGACACGGGCCGUGCAGUGCCUGGCGGGGGGCUGGCCGGCCUCCAGCUGCCCCCCAAUCCAGAAGCCUGCAGCCUCCAUGGCCUGCAACACUCACUUCUGCCCCAUUGCAGAGAAGAAGGACGCCUCCUGCAAGGACCACUUCAGCUGGUGCUCCCUGGUGCCCCAGCAGGGGACGUGCAGCCACGGGUUCUACGGCCGCCGGUGCUGCCGCUCGUGCUCCAAGUCCAACCUGUAAGUCGAGACCGAAAGCUCCUGUCUCCUGUAGAGUGAGCUGCACGGUCUCCACUGGGACGUGGCCAAGGAAGAUGGAAACCUGAAGAAAACCGCAUCGGGCUCUUGCAUGCAGACCUUGUGUGGGUGUGGGUGUGGGUGUGAGCCUGAAUGCACACCCACGCACACAUGUGCACUCAUGUCAGGUUGAAGCGCGGAGCCCUGGCAGGCAGGCCUUCUGGGAAAGGCAGGUGGCCGGGGCCGGUCAGAGCGAGGAGGGGGCCCGACACUCCCCAACAAGAGCUGGGCCAUCCCGGCUGGGGGGCUCCCCCCAGGAGAACCUGGCUCUGUGUUCUGAUUCGGGACUUAGCCUAUGGAAGUGGGACGAUGACAUCCCCGCAGAGGUGCUUCCAUCUCCCCAGAUGCAUGUGCUGGGGGACAAUGUUGUAUAUAUUUAUGGAUUUUUUCUUUCUCAGUCAUUUCGAGUGUUCCUAUUUAUACCCAUUUCUUAAUGCUUUUCUUGUUUAAACAACUGACCAGAUUUACAGAUUAUACCAAAAUUAGAGAACGACAGGUUAUACCCGAACCCUGCCAUCCUGUUGAAGAGCGUGGCACUGCCAUCACUCGCCAGCCAAGCCACCGCCUGUGUAACCUUAGGACGCUGUGUGUUGUGUGUGUUGUGUUUUUUUUCCUUUCUUGACGUUAGGCUGUCCCCAGAGCACCCACACAGAACACAGGCCUUUGGCUGAUGAGCAGACAGUGGACACCCCCGUUGGAAUCAGUGCUGCUGCUUUUCUCCUCUCCCGGGGGGCAGCUGCUUCCAGAAUGGGCACCCGGAUAUUUAUAGU
Messenger RNA from Choloepus didactylus (southern two-toed sloth), 4500 nucleotides. It is a transcript of the gene ADAMTS16, whose product is annotated as ADAM metallopeptidase with thrombospondin type 1 motif 16. NCBI's taxonomy places the organism in Eukaryota, Metazoa, Chordata, Mammalia, Pilosa, Megalonychidae. Gene Ontology annotation, biological process: proteolysis; extracellular matrix organization. The coding region runs from base 3 to 3677 and encodes 1224 amino acids. Gene Ontology annotation, molecular function: metalloendopeptidase activity. Gene Ontology annotation, cellular component: extracellular matrix. The record is from RefSeq and is a predicted model, not a curated record. The transcript has 23 exons.